AAACCCUCGUAUCCUCGCCGCCGGCGGAGCCCCCUGUCUUAAACCGUCGUUUUCCCCAGUAAAGGCAUCGCAUCUCAACGCACUCACCCACUUGGAAUUGCAAAGUUAGGGUUUGAAUUUUUUGUACCAUCUUGUUCCAAUGACGAUUGACGCGACUUCAUCGGUUUGCAAUUUGGGGGUUUUGGAGUCCCUAACCGCUGAUGAUAUCAAUGAAAUUAUGGAGAGCUGGAAAGGCUUCUGUUUGGCCACUGAAGCUCUGCUGAAUGGCAAUGCUGCUCAUCUUUCGUUUGGUUCCAACUUGGCUUCUCAUGCUCACACUCUCUCCAACCACGGCCUCGACUCUUUAGUGCAACAACACUUCUUUUGCUCCCUAGAGGAAAAUUUUGAGAAGAAUGGAGCAUCAAAGUUUUGGCAGCAUUUUGAUGCUUACAGUGAUGUUGCUGCUCUAGAAAUGAGCAUGGACCCUAUCCUUACCCAGAUCCAUGAUCCAAACAUGGCUUUAGGACAUCAAAAUCGCCUAGUGAAGAUUCUUAAGGAUAGGGUUCAGCAAGAGUUAUGUAAAGCUCUGGAAGAGAUAUCAUUUGAAAAACAGUAUCAAGAGAAGUGCCUAUUAAUGCUAAUUCGUGCCUUACAGCCGAACAAAGAUAUUGCGCUAGAUAAAAGACAAAGCCCAGAUGCUGAAAGACUCUAUCUGUUGUCUAGAUAUCAAUUAAUAGUGUCUUCAGUUCUCAUGGCUACUCUUCCUCGGCAUUUUCCUGAGAUACUCCACUGGUAUUUUAAGGGAAGGCUGGAGGAGUUGAGUACAAUUAUGGCUGAAGAUUGUGAAGAUGAUAGUGAAUCACAAGGUAAUGAUGACAUGGACCUAGAUGAAAAAAAUAAACUCCCCUACAGAACAGGUGACAUGGCUGUUGAUGAAUUUUAUCAUCGGAAAUUGGCGAACAGCAAACUAGUAAAGAACAUUGGAAUGGUUGUGCGUGAUCUUAGAAGUCUUGGAUUUACAUCUAUGACUGAAGAUGCCUAUGCUUCUGCUAUACUUCUGCUUUUGAAGGCUAAAGUUCACAAUCUGGCUGGUGAUGACUAUAGGAGUUCUGUUUUGGAGUCCAUUAAAGGAUGGAUACAGGCUGUGCCUCUGCAGUUCUUGCAUGCACUUCUUGCUUAUCUUGGUGAGUCCAUCAGUUAUGAUAGCCCUUCUUCGGAUCUGAAAUCACCUUUGGCAUCACACCCAUCCUCAUGCUAUGCUGGAGUAGACAAUCCCUCAGAAGGACUCAUUAGAUGGCAGUUGCGGCUAGAGUAUUUUGCUUAUGAAACAUUGCAAGACUUGAGAACUGCCAAACUUUUCGAGAUUAUUGUGGACUAUCCUGACAGCUCUCCUGCUAUCGAAGACUUGAAACAAUGCCUUGAAUAUACCGGACAACAUUCAAAGCUGGUUGAUUCAUUUAUUUCUGCACUAAGAUAUCGCUUACUUACAGCCGGUGCCUCAACCAAUGAUAUAUUGCAUCAGUAUGUUUCAACCGUUAAAGCACUUCGGACGAUAGACCCUGCAGGUGUUUUUCUUGAAGCAGUUAGUGAACCAAUAAGGGAGUACCUGAAGGGGAGGAAAGACACAGUUAAAUGCAUUGUGACCAUGCUCACUGAUGGGACAGGUGGGAAUUCCAAUGGACCUGGAAAUACCGGGGAUAGCCUUCUAGAAGAAUUAAAUAGAGAUGAAGAAAGUCAAGAAAACACUGGUGUGGAUGAUGAUAUCAACACUGAUAUCAAGCAGGCAUGGAUCAAUGCUGAACGCUGGGAGCCUGACCCUGUAGAGGCGGAUCCCUUGAAAGGUAGCAGGAAUCGAAGGAAGGUUGACAUACUUGGUAUGGUUGUCAGCAUCAUCGGUUCAAAGGACCAGCUAGUUAAUGAAUAUCGUGUUAUGCUAGCUGAAAAGCUUCUAAACAAAUCUGACUAUGAUAUAGAUGCAGAAAUACGCACUUUGGAACUUCUCAAGAUACAUUUUGGAGAGAGCAGCAUGCAAAGGUGUGAAAUAAUGCUUAAUGAUCUGAUUGAUUCAAAGAGGACUAACACAAAUAUAAAAGCAACUAUAAAUCAUCCAUCUCAAUCAGGAGCUGAGGCCUUGGGGGAAAAUGAGGUGUCUCUGGAUAUUCUUAAUGCUACUAUUAUAUCUUCAAAUUUCUGGCCGCCUAUCCAGGACGAAGCACUUAACUUACCUGAACCUGUGGACCAACUGCUUAGUGAUUAUGCUAAAAGGUUCAAUGAAAUCAAGACCCCUCGUAAGCUGCUAUGGAAGAAAAAUCUUGGCACAGUCAAGUUGGAAUUGGAAUUUGAAGAUAGAUCCCUACAAUUCACAGUCACUCCUGUACAUGCCUCAAUCAUUAUGCACUUUCAAGAUCAAACAAGGUGGACCUCAAAGAAUCUUGCAGCUGCUAUUGGGUUACCUGUUGAUGUACUUAAUAGGAGAAUAAAUUUCUGGAUAAGCAAAGGAAUUAUUUCAGAAUCAUUGGGAGCAGAUUCUAAUGACCACAUAUUUGCCUUAGUGGAUGGAACGAUUGACACUAGCAGGAGUGGCGCAAACAGUGGAGGUUGCGAGGAGCUGUUGGUGGUUGAUGAGGAUGGAGAGAGAUCAGUGGCUUCUGUUGAGGAUCAACUACGCAAAGAAAUGACUGUGUAUGAGAAAUUUAUCACGGGGAUGCUAACAAAUUUUGGCAGCAUGGCAUUGGAUCGAAUUCAUAAUACUCUCAAGAUGUUUUGUGUAGCUGAUCCUCCUUAUGACAAAUCACUGCAACAGUUGCAAACCUUCUUAUCCGGUCUAAUUGCAGAAGAGAAAUUAGAGCUAAGAGGUGGAAUGUACUUUUUAAAGAAGUGAUGAACUGAUGGAAUUGUGAGAAUAUUAUGUUAAUUAUGGAAAUAUAUUAGAUUGAUUGUAUAUUUUGUUUGUCAGCAUCUACAGUUUGGUUUUAUCUCGCUUCGUUUCGUCU
Messenger RNA from Camellia sinensis, 2972 nucleotides. RefSeq names its product anaphase-promoting complex/cyclosome 2 (gene APC2). Gene Ontology annotation, molecular function: ubiquitin protein ligase binding. Gene Ontology annotation, cellular component: anaphase-promoting complex. Gene Ontology annotation, biological process: ubiquitin-dependent protein catabolic process; protein K11-linked ubiquitination; metaphase/anaphase transition of mitotic cell cycle. NCBI's taxonomy places the organism in Eukaryota, Viridiplantae, Streptophyta, Magnoliopsida, Ericales, Theaceae. The record is from RefSeq and is a predicted model, not a curated record.